Messenger RNA from Salvia splendens (bonfire salvia), 1116 nucleotides. Its product is annotated as GDSL esterase/lipase 1. The record is from RefSeq and is a predicted model, not a curated record. The transcript is spliced from 5 exons. Lineage: Eukaryota; Viridiplantae; Streptophyta; Magnoliopsida; Lamiales; Lamiaceae. Bases 1 to 1116 code for a protein of 371 amino acids. Gene Ontology annotation, molecular function: lipase activity.
AUGGCGAUUCUCGUGUGGCUUCUGCUGCCCAUCUUAUUAACGGAUAAUACAGUAGCGGAGAAACAGUCUGCGUUUUUCAUAUUUGGAGACUCGACUGUCGAUGCCGGAAACAAUAAUUUCAUCGAAACUAUACCGGAAAACAAAGCUAACUAUGACCCUUACGGUCGGAAUGCCCUUUUUCCGGGCCCCACAGGCCGCUUCUCCGACGGUCUCAUCGUCGUUGAUUACUUAGCUGAAUAUGCUAAGCUGCCAAUGAUUCCACCUUUCUUGGAUCCAUCUGCAUCCGAUGAUCUUAGCCAUGGUGUUAACUUUGCAUCCGGUGGGAGUGGAAUUCUGUCUACUACAAAUGAGGGACAGGCGAUUGAUCUAAAGACGCAACUGAAAUAUUUUGAACAAGUGGCGGAGAGUUUGUCAAAAAAAUUAGGAGCGUCGGAAGCAGAACAAAUCACAUCGAAUGCAGUUUACUAUUUUAGCAUCGGAAGCAACGACUAUUUAGGGGGAUAUCUAGCGAACCCUAACAUGCAACAACUCUAUCAUCCCGAACUAUAUGUCGGGAUGGUGGUGAGAAAUUUGACAUCCUCAAUACAAGAACUGUACAAGAAAGGUGCAAGGAAAUUCGGGUUUUUGGGGCUGUCCCCGCUAGGGUGUUUGCCAGUUAUGAGAGCAAUUGCUCAAGAUGGAUGCUUUGAGCAAGCUAAUUUACUUGCAUUAGCACAUAACAAUGCCUUAACAACUCUUCUCAAUAAUCUCGAAUAUCUUCUCAAAGAUUUCAAGUAUAGCAACUCCGAUUUCUACACUUGGCUUCUUCAACGGAUCACCGAUCCAUCCACCUACGGUUUCAAAGAAGGUGCAAGUGCAUGUUGCGGAUCAGGCCCAUUUGGGGGAAUAUUCAGCUGCGGAGGGAUGAAGGAGACGACGGCUUACGAUCUGUGUGACGACGCCAACGACUACGUCUGGUGGGAUUCUUAUCAUCCAACUCAAAGGAUUCAUCAACACUUUGGUCAAGCGCUUUGGGACGGUCCACAGGCCACUCUCGGGCCCUAUAGUCUCCGCGAUCUCUUCUUCGGCCCCACCACCAUUGCUGAUGUAGUUGAUGCUGAUCACUCUACAGUUUGA